UGCAUUACAAAAAAUGGGUUCCAAAGAAAUCCAAUUUGCCAGUGAUUACCUGAUACUGAAGCCGGAGGAAGCAACUCUGCUGGAUCUGUUUCUCUUCGUACUUCCUUUUGGUUUCAAAAAUCUGAGGAAGUUGGUGGAUUGUCCCCCCGAAAAAGAAGAGUCUUACAACUCCUUUGGAAACCGAUGGAUUAUCUUCUUCUCCAUUUUGUGGCAGAAAAUCCUUCUCGCAUUCUUAAAUCAGCACAAAGAAAAGCCAAAAACUGAGGAUCCACCGACAGUGAACUGUAAAGAUUGGAGUCUAAGUGGUCGGGAUAAGAACAUAAAAUUAGACGACCCUUUCCAAUAUUAUGCCAUCCUCUCAGUCAGAGCUUCGGCUUUGGCGACCGAAGACUUUUCACCUCAUCCUUCUGUGGUCGAGACCGUCGUCAAUUCCUGCUGGAAUAUGAAACUACUUGGAUGCUACGAUCUUUGGAAUGACUUCCAAGACAUGGGUUCGACUCAAGUGUUUAUGUUUCAGAAUACUGCCACAGAUCCAAACGUAACAGUGGUGGCAUUUAGAGGCACCACUGACGUUUAUGAUAUGAAGGUAGAUUUGGACUUUUCCUGGUACGAGAUUGCAAAUGUGGGCAAAAUCCACAGAGGGUUCAUGGAAGCCCUUGGCCUGCAGAAGCAGCUAGGUUGGCCUAAGGAACUCGUAAAACCCGAGCACGAUUAUGCAUAUUACUUCCUCCGUCAACAACUCAGAGACAUUGCCAAAUCCAACGACAAGGCAAGGUUCAUCAUCACUGGCCAUAGCUUGGGCGCAGCCCUCGCCACCCUGUUCGUCACCAUCCUCGCCUUCCACGAGGAACUCGAUUUGUUAGAGAAGUUAAAGGCUGUUUACACCUUUGGCCAACCCAGAGUCGGCGAUGUCCAGUUUGUUCAGUUUAUGGAAAACGUUAAUUCAAAAGUACAUAAAUUCCCAUAUUACAGGUACGUUUACUCUAUGGACGUGGUUCCCAGAAUUCCUUUCGAUGUCGAAGGUGAUCAAUGGUACAAACACUUUGGCGGAUGUCUUUACUACGACUGCAACUACACUGGGGAGUUUCUGGAGGAGGAGCCAAACAAGAACUACUUGUCAAUACCUUGGCUAAUACCCAAAUACUUGUACGCUUGGUGGGAGUUGCUAAGAAGUCUACUGCUCCCAGUAAUCAUGUGUAAUCCGGAUUACUUUGAGACUUCUCAGAUUUUCUAUGCCAGGGUUUUUGGGCUGUUUAUUCCAGGAGCAUCAGCUCACAACGUUGUGAACUAUAUUUACUCGGCCCGUUGGGGAAAAAUAGUAUGCAGAGACACCCAGAAAAAAGUAAUUCCUGCAGACUAUCUUGAACGCUGCUGAUCGGUGCCCGAAUAUGAAGAAGAAGAUAGAAGAUAUCAUAUAUAAUGAAAAUACUUGGUCCCUCAACAGUAAG
This is a messenger RNA of Momordica charantia (bitter melon), 1448 nucleotides long. RefSeq names its product triacylglycerol lipase OBL1. NCBI's taxonomy places the organism in Eukaryota, Viridiplantae, Streptophyta, Magnoliopsida, Cucurbitales, Cucurbitaceae. Gene Ontology annotation, molecular function: triacylglycerol lipase activity. The record is from RefSeq and is a predicted model, not a curated record. Gene Ontology annotation, biological process: lipid metabolic process.